Molecule: messenger RNA, 2580 nt
Organism: Racocetra persica
Lineage: Eukaryota; Fungi; Glomeromycota; Glomeromycetes; Diversisporales; Gigasporaceae
Source: the annotation of a GenBank genome assembly
AUGUGUUCUUUAACACCGUCUGCAUAUUUCGCAUGUUAUACUGUUGAAAAAACUAUUCAAGAAUUAGAUAGUGACUUAGAAAAUGGACUUAAUCCAAGUCAGGCGGUUGAGAAGAGGAAGACAAGUGGUUAUAAUGAAUUCGAAGUUGAGGAAGGCGACCAUCCAGUCAUUAAAUUCUUUAAACAAUUUCUGGAGAAUCCACUCAUCCUUUUACUUCUUUGUUCUGCCGUUGUUUCACUAAUAAUGGGAAAUCGAAAAGAUGCAUUUUCGGUCUUUCUGGAAUAUCGAUCAGAAAAAUCUCUUGAGGCACUAAAUAAAUUAGUACCUCAUCACUGUCAUUUAACCCGAGAUGGUCAUUUAGCAACUGUUUCAGCUGCUGAAUUGGUACCAGGAGACUUGGUCCGUUUUGGUGUUGGUGACAGAGUUCCUGCUGAUGUUAGAUUAAUAACGGCGGUAAAUCUGGAAAUUGAUGAAUCUAAUUUGACUGGUGAGACUAAACCUAGAAAGAAGACUAUUGAUGUAAUUAUUUCAGAAAGUAGUUAUGUAGAAUCAAUUCAAGAAAGAAAAAAUAUUGCAUUUAUGGGGACUCUUGUUAGGAAUGGUCAUGGAUCUGGUGUUGUUGUUGGAACUGGAAAUAACACUGAGUAUGGUGUUGUAUUUUCUCUAGUAAAAGAGGCGGAAACACCAAAAACUCCAUUUCAAAUUAGCAUGAAUGAUCUUGGAAAAAAAUUAUCCUAUUUGUCUGGUGCCAUUAUUGCAGUUAUAGUUACUAUUGGACUUAUACAAGGGAGACAAUGGCUGGAGAUUUUGGCUGUUGCAGCUAUUCCUGAAGGACUUCCAAUUGUUGUAGCUGUAACUUUAGGUUUGGGUGUUUUACGAAUGGCUAGAAAAAAUGCAAUUAUAAAAAAGCUACCUUCUGUCGAAACUUUGGGUUCUGUAAAUGUUGUUUGCGUAGAUAAAACUGGUACAUUGACUGAAAAUGUUAUGACUGUCACAAAGAUAUUUACAUUAGAUGAAGAAACUAUUUUCGAUUUGGAACAUGGUUUGCCUCCUAAAACAACUGUUGCAAUGCGAGAAGUUCUCAAAAUUGGAGGACUUUGUAACAAUGCAAAGAUUGAUGAUGAAGGAAAAAAAUUUGGGCAGGCUACUGAUGUUGCAUUACUUGAUUGUCUUAUAAAAAUGAAUCUGGAAGAUGAAAUCAUGGGAUACGAUCGAGUUUCAGAAAUUCCAUUUAAUUCUGAACAAAAGUGGAUGUCUGUAAUUUGUCGAAAAAAAAAUGAUAAUUCAUCGUCAGAGAUUAUGUAUUUAAAAGGUUCAAUAGAAGUUGUAUUAGGAAAAUGUGCAUCAUAUUAUGUUUCAGAAACACAUAAACCACCAUUGGACGUUCCAGCGAAAGAGUCGGUGAUGCGACAUGUUACUGCAAUGUCUUCUCUUGGUCUUCGAGUCCUUGCUAUGGCAUCUGGGUCUGAUCACAACAAACUUACUUUUGUAGGAUGUGUUGCAAUGUAUGAUCCUCCAAGAAAAGGAGUUGAGAAGGCUAUAAAGCAGUUAAUUGGUGGUGGUGUCAAAGUAGUCAUGAUAACAGGAGAUUCCGAUCAAACAGCCCUUUCAAUUGCACGAAAGCUAGGCAUACCGGUAAAUCCAGCAAAUCAUUCUAAUUGUCUAACUGGUGCAGAUAUUGAAGCUAUGUCAAGUGAAGAUUUAAAGGCGGUUAUUGGCUCAAUAACUGUUUUUGCAAGAACUGCACCCAAACAUAAAAUGGCUAUAAUACAAGCCUUUCAAUCAAAUGGUUCAAUUGUAGCAAUGACAGGAGACGGUGUAAAUGAUGCACCUGCAUUGAAAAUUGCCGAUAUUGGUAUAUCUAUGGGUAAAAGUGGAUCUGAUGUCUCCCGAGAAGCAGCCGAUAUUAUUUUAGUUAAUGAUGAAUUUGUAACUAUAUUGGAUGCUGUAAAAGAAGGAAAAUCUAUAUUUUAUAAUAUCAGAAACUUUUUAACCUUUCAAUUAAGUACAAGUAUAGCGGCAUUAACGUUGAUUACUAUGUCUACUGUAUCUGGAUUACCAAAUCCUUUAAAUGCAAUGCAAAUUUUAUGGAUAAUAGAUGAAAGUGUAAUGAGACAACCUCCACGAAAGAAGAAUGCACCAAUACUUACACCAGCACUUAUAAUGCGUGUACUCACUUGCUCUGCGAUUAUCGUUGCUGGUACCUUAUUUACCUAUAUUACUGAAAUGCGGGACGGUAUUGUUACAGCAAGAGACACAACAAUGACAUUCACGUGCUUUGUAUUCUUUGAUAUGUUUAAUGCUUUAAGUUGUCGUUCAGAAAAGAAAUCUAUUUUUAAAUUAGGAAUAUUUUCGAAUAAAAUGUUUAAUUUAGCAGUAGCAUUUUCACUUCUUGGACAAUUAUUAGUAAUUUAUUUACCAUUUUUCCAAGCUGUUUUUCAAACUGAACCAUUAGGACUUGAUGAUAUUUUUGGACUUUUGGUUAUAACAUCAUCAGUAUUUUGGAUUGAUGAAUUUCGUAAGCAUUAUCAUAAUCAAAAGCCAGACGAAGAAUAUGGGACGGUUAUGGCUAUGGAGAUG